Molecule: messenger RNA, 2767 nt
Organism: Styela clava
Lineage: Eukaryota; Metazoa; Chordata; Ascidiacea; Stolidobranchia; Styelidae
Product: DNA replication licensing factor MCM3-like
Biological process (GO): DNA replication; DNA strand elongation involved in DNA replication; double-strand break repair via break-induced replication
Cellular component (GO): MCM complex; nucleus
Molecular function (GO): single-stranded DNA binding; single-stranded DNA helicase activity; ATP binding
Source: RefSeq, a predicted model, not a curated record
CUUAUUCUGAAACCCCGCGAAACGUGGACACGUGAUCUGAUCCUGGAGGUCUUGCAAACUCUUCGUUCGUUUUUGCCGUUUUGUUUCUGCGGGGGUAUUUUUUGGUUUAAAUAUAGUCAAUAUGAUGGAUGUGGACAUUGAUGAGGAAUUGAGGGAAGCUGAACGCCAAUAUUUGGAUUUUCUUGAUGAUGAAGUCACAGACCAAGGUGUGUAUUCUGCGUUGGUUAGAGAAAUGAUUGAGAAGGGAAGAUCCCGAAUUGUUGUUAACAUAAACGAUCUCCGGCGACGAAAUAAUGUGAGAGCUAAAAAGCUUUUGGAUAAUGGUUUUGAUGAGCAUGGUGCUUUUCAACGUGCUCUGAAAAAUUAUGUUGCUUCCAUCAACACUGAAUAUGUAAAGCAACACGAGGAGUUUUUUGUUGGAUUUGAGGGAAGUUUUGGGUCAAAGCAUGUAACUCCUCGUACCCUAACAGCAUUGUAUCUUGGUAGCAUGAUAUGCCUUGAAGGCAUUGUUACGAAGUGCUCACUUGUUAGACCAAAAGUUGUUCGUAGUGUUCAUUAUUGCCCCGCUACUAAGAAGACUUUAGAAAGAAGAUACACUGAUAUGACCUCUACAACACCUUUUGUAUCAAGUUCUGUGUACCCAACUAAAGACGAAGAAAAUAAUCCAUUGGAAACCGAGUUUGGAUUAUCAGUUUACAAAGAUCACCAGACCUUGACUGUGCAAGAGAUGCCUGAAAAAGCUCCAGCGGGACAACUUCCUCGAUCAGUGGAUAUUGUUGUUGACAAUGAUUUAGUUGAUCUCUGUAAGCCUGGUGAUCGUGUCCAAGUCCUUGGAAUAUUUAGAUGUCUACCUGGUAAAAAACAAGGCCAUACUUCUGGUGUUUUCAGAACUAUCUUGAUUGCAAAUCAUGUAAAACCUCUUAGCAAAGAGGUUAUACCAAUGUUCUCAACCGAUGACGUUGUUAAAAUAAGGAAAUUUGCAAACCAAAAAGGUGCUGACCCGUUUGAAAUUCUUGCCCAUUCGUUAGCUCCCUCUAUCCAUGGCAAUGAAUAUAUCAAAAAAGCUGUGCUCUGUAUGUUACUUGGCGGUACAGAAAAAAUUUUGCCAAAUGGAACAAGACUUCGUGGCGAUAUAAAUGUUUUGCUGAUAGGUGAUCCAAGCACAGCCAAAUCACAAAUGUUGAGAUAUAUUUUGCAUACAGCACCACGAGCUAUAACAACUACUGGUCGAGGAACAACUGGUGUUGGAUUAACUGCUGCAGUGACUUCAGAUGAAGAGACGGGGGAACGCAGACUUGAAGCUGGUGCUAUGGUAUUAGCUGAUCGUGGAGUUGUGUGUAUUGAUGAAUUCGAUAAAAUGAGUGACAUAGAUCGUACCGCAAUUCAUGAAGUAAUGGAACAAGGAAGAGUCACUGUGGCAAAAGCUGGCAUACAUGCAAAGUUAAAUGCUCGAUGUAGCGUGUUAGCAGCGGCAAAUCCUGUUUAUGGUAGAUAUGACCAGUACAAGACUCCUAUGGAUAACAUUGGAAUGCAGGAUUCUUUAUUGUCUAGAUUUGACUUGCUUUUUAUUGUUCUUGAUCAAAUGGACCCAGAAAAUGAUCAAAGAAUAUCAGAUCAUGUGCUUAGAAUGCAUCAAUAUCGUGCAUCAAAUGAACAAGAUGGCGACCCAAUGCCAAUAUCGAUUGGUGCAGAUAUUUUGUCCACAGAUGAUCCAGACUGCGAACAGAACAAAGAUCAAGAAACGCCAGUAUAUGAAAAACAUAAUAAAUUGCUGCAUCGUGGAUCUGGCAAAAAAUCUAAAAUGGUGAGUAUUGCCUUUAUGAAGAGAUAUGUUCAUGUGGCAAAAAUUAUAAAGCCUACUUUGACAAGAGAGGCUGCAGAAUGUAUUGCAGAAGAAUACACCAAACUCAGAUGUCAAGAUCAAGAGAAUAGUGAUGUAGCCAGAACCACACCAGUCACUGCUCGUACUCUUGAAACUUUAAUUCGUCUUUCAACUGCGCAUGCCAAAGCACGUUUGUCCAAGAAAGUAACUUUGAAAGAUGCUCAUGCUGCUAUUGAGCUUGUGCAAUAUGCUUAUUUUCAUAAAGUGAUGGAAAAAGAAAAGAAGAGGCGAAGAAAGACUCACGAUAGCGACAGUGAAGAUGAAGUCAUUGAAAGUCAAAAUACCUCAGUCCGCAAGAGGAGAAAGCGUGGGGAUGGGAAUGAAACCACUGGAGAUCCAAAUGACCCAUAUAAUUUUGAUUCGGCCGAAGAAGACACACCUGAUGUCAGUGCUGUGGGUCGUCCUUCGCAACAACAGUCAACUGUUGAUGUUUCAAUGGAGGACAGUGAGCGUUCCACAACUGCUAUUGAUGAACAGAAGAUGAAUAAAUUCAAGAAGUCACUUUUUGCCAAAUUUGAAGUUGAACACACACAAAGCCUGCCCACAGCUGCCAUUGUUGAAUGGGUCAACAAGGAUAGUCAGGAGUUUUCCAAGGACGAUGUUGACACCUGUCUUUCACAAAUGCAAGACAGCAAUCAAGUGAUGUAUACGGAUGACACUGUAUUCCUCAUUUAAAAUCCAGGGGAAUACAUUCAAUUUCCAGAAUGUGUACAUCAAUAAACAUAUUGAACCUUGGAAACAAGAGACAAUUUACCAUUUCUUUUUACUUUAUAUGCCAUCAUGUUUGCUUUCUGCUGUUGAAUUUGUUAUCCAUAGCUCUUUCGUAAAUGUUCCAAAUGUAAAUCUGUACAGAUAGUUUUGUUAUUGUGAAACUUAUACGCAGUG